AUUCCAGUUUCCGCUCCCAUUGUGGAGCCGAGAGUCAAGAUGCAGGGGCUGAUCCUCGCCUGGCUCGCUCUUUUGUCGUCCUUCUCGGGGCUCUGGGGCUCUGGUGAGCUCCCCCACAGCGGCCGCACUUGGUGUCAUGGGUCCGGGGUCUGCUACAGCGUCCACCUAGGCCGCGUGAAUUUUCACCAGGCUCAGAAUGCUUGCGUCCAGCACGGAGGAGGCCUGAGCACGGCUAGCGGCAGCGCGGAAGUCGGGGCCAUCCUCGCUCUGCUGAGAGGACUCGCCAGCGAGACGGGGGUCUCUUCGUUUUGGCUGGGCCUGGUGAAGAAGGCCCAGCAGUGCACCCUCCCAGACCUGCCGCUCAGGGGGUUCUCCUGGGUCUCCCCUGAGCGUCACGAGCCGAGGGCGAACGGGACCGCGACGCCGCCCAACUGGCUCAGAGAGCCGAGCAAGUCCUGCACUAUGCAGAGAUGCGCCGGGCUGCAAGUCAACUUGGAUCAAACACACUCGAAGCCGUGGGGCCUGAAGGACCACGGAUGCUCCAAGGCCAGCCCUGGUUAUAUCUGUAAAUACAGCUACGCGGGCACGUGCCCCGCGCUCCACGCGGCUUCUGGCGUCCGCGGCAUGGUCUAUCGGCUGCCUUUUCAACUUCAAAGCCCGGCCGUAGAAUUCAGCCCCCCCGGCACUGUGCUUAUCAUAAGGUGCCCCGGGCGAGAGGCGCGUUUCACCUGCCACCUGUCGCCCAACGGCUCCCAUUGGGAAGGCACUGAGCAGCGGCUCUGCUCCUGUCCCAGCGGCUACUGGAGCCCGAGCAGCGGAGACUGUGCGGAAUUUACGGACUGCUUUAGCGCCCAAGGCGCGUUCCGUUGCUUUUGCGCUUGGAGAUCCCGCUUGGCGGCAAACGAAGAGAGUUGCGUCGCGCCAGCCACAGAUGGUGCAACGACGGCAAAGCCAACCCUGUCCACUCCGAGGGCGACGGGAACGUUCCCUGCGAACAGCACCAGCGAGCCUAGCCAAAACAUGUCGUUUCCUCCUGGGCUCGUCAACAGCACCGCCAAGCCUUUGCCUUCCUUAAAUGCCUCGAACUAUAUCUUCAUCCUGAUCACGGUGGCGGUGGUGAUGCUUCUGAUUCUGAUCAUGGCCACGUUCCAGGUCUUCCAGAUAUGCUUCAAGAACUGCUAUUCCAAGGGUUCCCAGCUCCCCAAAGACGGUGUUGUAGCUGCAGAAGGCGAGCCAGAAGCCUCUGUCACCUGCACCAACUCUGAACCUUCCCUGGGACCCAGCAAAGCAGAGUCUAUAGCUUCUCAGGAAGAUUUCAAGCCAGCGGAACUGGGACAACCAUAAGGAGGCUGGAAAGACAUGUUAGAACAUUUGGAGAAGAAAUCUGGUGGUGGUGGGGUGGUGGUGGU
Molecule: messenger RNA, 1409 nt
Organism: Candoia aspera
Lineage: Eukaryota; Metazoa; Chordata; Lepidosauria; Squamata; Candoiidae
Gene: CLEC14A
Product: C-type lectin domain containing 14A
Exons: 1
Biological process (GO): cell migration
Cellular component (GO): external side of plasma membrane; extracellular matrix
Molecular function (GO): extracellular matrix binding; extracellular matrix protein binding
Source: RefSeq, a predicted model, not a curated record